GCAAAAAGUAAUAAUAAUUAUAAAGAAAAAAAUUAUUUAGUAAAAUUUUCUCAUAGAGUUAAAACGAAGUUUAAAACAGGCGAUAAUAAGACAAGUGCAGGAUGUGGGAUUCCUCCGUGUUCCUAAGCACACUAACACCAAAGUUUUAUGUGGCAUUGACUGGAACAUCAAGUCUUAUCUCGGGGUUAAUAUUAAUAUUUGAAUGGUGGUAUUUUCGCAAAUAUGGCACUUCAUUUAUAGAACAAGUAUCAAUUAAUCACAUUAGCCCGUGGAUAAAUGGCAGCGAUACUCAAAAUGAAAAUAACGUCAGUGGAAAUGGAAGCGGAAAUGUUGCAUCCGGAAGCCCCGGCAAUCAAGCUGCCGGAGCAAGCCAACAAAUGCCCGAAUGUAAAGUGUGGCGUAAUCCACUAAACUUGUACCGAGGAGCGGAAUAUCAACGAUUCUUUUGGGCUACAAGCAAAGAGCCUCUUACUUACUAUGACAUGAAUUUGAGCGCACAAGACCACCAAACCUUCUUCACGUGUGAUGGUGAUGCAAGAAAAGAGGAAUAUGAAAUAAUGCAAACGGCAUGGCGUGAACGUAAUCCAGUACAGCGAAUAAAAUCAGCUCAUACUGCACUCGAAAUUAAUCCGGAAUGUGCUUCUGCUUAUAUCUUAUUAGCUGAAGAGGAAGCGACAACCAUAACAGAAGCAGAAAAGAUUCUAAAAACUGCGCUAAAAAUAGCAGAGAUAAAUUACCGACGAUCACAAACAACACAGCACCAAGGACCCAUAGCUGAGGCUAUGCAUCGUAGGGAUCUUAAUGUUCUAAUCUAUAUUAAACGCCGAUUAGCUAUGUGUGCACGAAAACUUGGAAGACUGAAGGAGGCAGCGAAAAUAUUUCGCGAUCUUAGUAAAGAAGUACCUUCUAUCAUGAAUGUACUUAACAUACACGAAAAUCUUAUUGAAACUUUGCUCGAAAUGCAAGCAUAUGCUGACUGUCAAGCAGUUUUAGCUAAGUAUGAUGACAUUUCUUUACCCAAGUCGGCAACAAUUUGCUAUACAUCAGCUUUGUUAAAAGCACGUUCUGUGGCAGAUAAAUUCUCGCCCGAUAUAGCCUCAAAGCGUGGGUUAAAUACUAAUGAGUGUAAUGUGGUAGAAGCGAUACAUCGAGCUGUAGAGUUUAAUCCGCACGUACCGAAAUACUUAUUGGAAACAAAACCAUUUAUUUUACCACCAGAACACAUAUUAAAACGUGGUGAUUCAGAGGCACUUGCGUAUGCCUUUUUCCAUCUGAGGCAUUGGAAAAAUGUAGAGGGAGCAUUAAAUUUACUUCAUUGCACUUGGGAAGGUACGUUUCGUAUGUUACCUUCUCCCUUAGAACGCGGACAUCUAUUUUAUCCAUAUCCCACUUGUACCGAAUGUGCAGACCGCGAAUUGCUACCAGCAUUUCAUGAAGUCUCAGUUUAUCCUAAAAAGGAAUUACCAUUCUUUAUAUUGUUUACAGCCGGACUUUGUUCAUUUACGGCACUUUUAGCUCUACUAACUCAUCAGUAUCCUGACUCUAUGGGUAAGGUAGCACAUAGUUGUCUUAUUUAUAUGGCCUACCCAUUUAUAUUACUAAAAGAACGUAUUGAAGCGCUAUGGCAAUGCAACUUUAUGCAUCAAAUGACACGCGUUUAAAAUUUAUAUUUCUUAAAUGCUAUCGAAGAUACAUACAUAAAUACUUUAAGACACAUUAAUGAAUUUAAAAACAUUCAUCAAUGUUUUAAACCGAUAAGAUUUUUUAUAUGUUAAACGAUAUUAAUAAAGUUUUUUUAAUUGGAUGUUUUUCUUUAAUUUAUUAUUAUUAUUUGUAAUAAUCUGUAAUAUUAUAUUUAGUUACUUGAAGUAACUAUGCAUUAAAUUCAGAGGAUGUAUUACCAUAUCUAAUUCUCUAAAUAAAAUAUAAAUCUAUAAAACUAUA
Messenger RNA from Ceratitis capitata (Mediterranean fruit fly), 1944 nucleotides. Its product is annotated as protein ST7 homolog. The coding region runs from base 102 to 1661 and encodes 519 amino acids. The record is from RefSeq and is a predicted model, not a curated record. Lineage: Eukaryota; Metazoa; Arthropoda; Insecta; Diptera; Tephritidae. The transcript has 3 exons. Gene Ontology annotation, molecular function: protein binding.